GGCAGCGCUUUGGUUCUUGCAUGCAGCUUAUUCGCCACUUCUCUCACAAGGACACACGGCGCUUCAGCGUAAAGGCAACGCAUCUGUUUACUCACUGCUCUGUUUCGUUACGUCCUGACGAAAGGAAUGAGUUAACGUAAUUGGUCCAUUAAAAUAUUCUCCAAAUUUUUUUUAUAUAGGUGUGUGCGAGUGUGUGUGUGUGUGUGUGUGUGUGUGUGUGUGUGUGUGUGUGUGUGUGUGCGGGUUUUGGCUUGUGUAAAGCCGUAUCUUGUUAUAAGUCACUGGUGUCGGCGGUCAGUUGCGUUCCGCGGCUGUUUAGCGGCUGUCGAAGAAUCCAGUAAACAGCCGCGGUCCGCGGCGAGAGCACGAGAGCGCCGAGACUGUGUCGGCUCUGACGUCACUUCCCCCAACACACACACUGAGCCCGAGCUCAGUUGUAGCGCGAGCUAGACGGAGGCGCGCCGUAGUUAAGCAAACAGCUGCCAUGGAGCGGUCUGUGUGAAGGAAACUACCGGGGGGGAAAAGGAAGAAAAAAACAAUUUCCUGUGUUUUUGCUUGCUUGUUUUUGGGGCAUAUUUCUAACAAUACGAAGAAAAUUUCGGGGGGGAGGGGAUUUGGUGCUCACUUUGGCGUGAACCAUGUCCUCGGCGGCGGUCACUGCCUCCAGAAGGCAGUCGUGUUAUUUGUGUGACUUGCCCCGCAUGCCGUGGGCCAUGAUCUGGGAUUUUACCGAGCCGGUUUGCCGGGGAUGUGUCAACUACGAGGGAGCCGACCGGAUUGAAUUUGUCAUUGAAACGGCCCGCCAGUUGAAGAGAGCCCACGGCUUCCAGGACGGCAGGUCUCCGGGGCCGGGGAAGCCUCAACACCCGGGGAAAGAAAUUCAGUCUCUCGGCCAUUCGGCGGGAGACCCGGGCUCACGUCCGCCCCAGCCGCUGGACCGGUACCCUCUCUCGGACCGGCCGCCCAGGCUGGGACCGGAAUACCAAACCGGGAGGCAGGCGAAUGGCCUCCCGAUGCCGAACGGAUUUCCAAAACCGGACGAGCCACCGGAGCUGAACCGACAGAGCCCGAACCCGCGCAGGACUAGCGCCGUCCCGCCGAACCUGGUGCCUCUGGUGAACGGUAGCAUGUCCGCGGUGCACACGCUCAACGGCCGCCCCACGCCGAUGGGGCUCCCCGGUGCGCUGACCGCACCCGGCCCCGGCGAGCACGGAAAGCGGCCGGAAGACGUGAAAGACAAACACCGCGCCGACAGCAUGACGGACAUGUCGGACAGCCACAAGGACUGGAUGGGGAAAGGCAAAACGGUGCGGGACCUGAUGGCGCUCCACACGUUCGACGGCAGGUUUAAAAAGGACCACGCCACCAUGCAGCGUGUGAUGGGAUUCGACACCAGCGCUGCUUCCUCAAAAACGGACAGGGGGAAGCACCCACGGAGCAUGAAAAGGAAGGCCUCCCCAGAGCCCGAGGGAGAAGGUAGCGCCCCAAAGAUGAACGGGGGCGGGGAGGGCCAGCCAUGGCUCCCCUCUCCCUCCGAGGUCCUGAAAAUGCCCUCAGCCGCCCUACCAGGGUUCUCCUCUGCUCCCCCGUCUACCAUCUCCCCCCACUCACGUACCACGCCCCCGGAGGCCGCCACCGCGCAGAACGGCCAGUCGCCAAUUGCAGCGCUCAUCCUCGCCGCCGACAACGCGGGCAGCACCGGCUCACCCAAGGAUGCCAACCAAGUGCACUCCACCACAGCGGCCGGCCGACGGAACAGCGGGAGCCCCCUGUCACCGUCCUCUGCCUCCCAGAGGAGGUUAACCCAGAGGGAGGUGCUGGGCAGCGGGAGCGCCAACGCCUCAGCCCCUCAUGGGGUAGGGAACUUGGACCCCCACACAGCGCCCCCACAGAGCAUUCCGGACUCGUCGGUACCAGGCAGUGUGCCACUCUGCUGCACCCUGUGCCACGAGCGCCUGGAGGACACUCACUUUGUCCAGUGCCCGUCAGUUCCCUCGCAUAAGUUCUGCUUCCCCUGCUCACGGGAGAGCAUCAAGCAGCAGGGGGCCACCGGAGAGGUCUACUGCCCCAGCGGAGAGAAGUGCCCACUGGUCGGCUCCAAUGUCCCCUGGGCAUUCAUGCAGGGUGAAAUUGCCACCAUCUUGGCUGGGGAUGUCAAAGUAAAAAAAGAAAGGGACCCUUGAGAGAGUGACCCUUUUUUUUUCCCUUUUUCUUUUUCUUUUUGUAACACGGACAACCGAACCUGAGAGCAGAGUAUACAACAUGGACACAAAUCAUCCGACAUUGGUAACCCUUCCAGCAGAAACUAAUGGACAUGUACAUAUUGGACACAAGGGAAGUGUAUACCUUCGUAAAGACAUGGCUGUACAUUUUUUGAUUUUUUUUCUUUUUUGCUGUUUUUGAAAAUGUGUUUCUAUUUUUUUUUCAAAGAUAAAAGGUAUGUACUCAUAACGUACUGCUCCUUCCUCCACCAUCUCCAAUUUUCUUUUUGAUGUACCAUCAGUGUACUUUAUCAUUGAUGGCAGUAUCUGUCAAAAAUAGAAUGUGACUAAACUCAGCACUUGACAAAAAGAGGAAAAUUAAGAAAAAUGCUUCUAGCUGUACUUGUAUGCACUUGUUUAAAAAAAAAACUUGCCAAAUACAGUUUCUGAUCUUGUAAUAAUAACACAACACCUCUACUGUCUGUGGUUUGCUUUUUCUCUUCUCUUAUCUGGAGGAGACUCAUGGCCUGAUUGUGAAUUUGCCUUGGGCGGUGAUGCAAUACUUCUCCACAAGAACAAACUUGGUGUCAGGGAGGUGUGGGUGGAAAAAUAGUCAAGUGGGGGAGGGAAGAGAGGGAGGAGGGAAGAGUGAAAGGCCAAAUAGCUUUGUGAUGUCGGCUGCAUAAAUGGCUCAGUAGCAUACAGUAAAUCACAUGCAGGUGAAGCGAGGUCGUUUAUUGUCGCCAGAUUUGAAUUGGAUUCCAGGGCCCCGUGAGGCUGGGUGAUAAGGAUCUGUUUUAGAGGAGCACGCUAUAAAUAGUCUGCCAUGGAAAAAUGAUAUGAGCAGCCGAAGCUGAGGCUUGGCAUGUCCUCUUGUUUAUGUUUGGCUUCAGGGAGGACGGCGGAGCUACGGCAUUCUAAAAGCUCUGCUAAAGAAAUUCUCAUAGGCUCUCUAAUUAGGAGAAAUGGUUUUCAUUAUAUGUCUGGCCACAUGAUACUAUAAAGCAGGAACUGUUCCCACAUUAUGGGGUUUUUUUUCCUCAACUUCAGACAAAGGUUGCCAUGUUGCAAAUAGAUUUGUUGCUCUUACAUGUUGGUGGUACAUGUUUUACAACAAAUAUUCAAGAUAGACCCAAAUUUUUGACCUAAUCCUUACCCUAUAAACAAUCAAAACACAAAGUUGUAGGUCAUGAAUAUAUGCCAGUUGAGAUCAUCCGAGUUCAUUACCAGUGGGACUUAGAGCUGGUUCUCAAGUUUUUCAACAUGAUUCAUGUUGACAUUUUGUCUCGACCACAAACAUGCCCUCGUGUGGCAUUUUAAUCCCCCCGCCCCCUGGAAAAAAAUACUUAGUGACAUCUCAGCAUCCUUACAAAUGACAAACCCUCCUAACUUUGAUAGCUUCGGCCAAUACCAUUUUAAACAUAUUUUAUAUGUGCUCAUUCUGACCCCUUACGUAGUCCAUUUAGCCAAGCAGUCUAUGCGUGGUUAUUAAAAAAACAUCCGUUUGCCAGUCUAUCCUCUCUAAAAUGUAACCCCCCCCCAAUUAAACACCCCACACAAAAACAAAAGCCAUGAGACCGCGAGUUGCUCAUCCUGAAAUGCACGGUUGUUCACCUUGCACAUGCACGGUCAUCCACAGCUCAGUUUGAGUCCAGGCUUUUUACAAGUCCUCAGGGGCAAAAAAAAACGGGAAAAAAAUGGUUGAGGGGCCCCACUUACCGAAGAAGGAAAGUAUGAAAGCAUUUCUCUAGGGGGAGGGGUGGGGGGUUGGUUGGGUCACAUGCUCCUCGCUGGAAUUCCUGAGUCACCAUCCCCCCUGCCCCUCCUCCCCUCUCUCCCCUUUCCUUUACCCCCCCCCCCCUUCUGCCUGAGCCUCUGGUGCAAUAACACGCCUUCCACUGUUCAAGGUUGAUUGCACAGUGGCGAGAUGAAUGGGAGUCUGUGUUUAUGAGUCCAGGCCCUUGCUUGCAGCCACCAUUCACAGCAGCGGGCCGUGAAAAACACACUGUUAACCCUUUCCUGGGGCCGCCACCCGGGCGCAGACAGGUUUGGUUGCUAUUUUCCUCGGGCGGUUGUGACCAUAUAAGGCUUUUCUCUGUACACUUGAGCCAGCAGAGAGAACGUGAACCCGUUCAAACAAAAACGUUAAUUUUGACACUUCGUACGUUUCAAAAACGACUCAAAGUAAGAUCGGUUUACCCACGGGAGUUGUCUCGUUUGUGCGAGCGCAGCCGUUUCUGUUCGGGUGAGGAAAGUUGCAGAGUGUAUUUCAUGAGUUCAUCGUAAACUGAGCUGUGUUUUGCCUCUUUUCACUUAACAGGGUUGCAAUGAACCGGUUCUGAAGUGUCAACAGACGGCGGAUUAAUGUAUUAUUGACCAAUAUGACCUCUAUUAAAUUACGUGACACAUUUUCCCAGAGUUCCUAUGGAAUAGGGCGGUUGUGUUACGGACAAUCCAAGCGGCCAAUCCCAUCCCAAAUGCCGUGUCCACCCACAUCCUCCUUUCACCUAUCUCUCAUCAUUUCUGCCACUCCCCCCCCCCCCCAUCUCUCUCGCUCUCUCAGCCAGGCAGGUCACUAUGCAGUGUUGGUGCAGGACUUGUUCCAGUUCUAGCCAGCUCAUUUCUUUUCAUCUGCCACUGAAAACUCAAGCGCUCCGCAGGCCUGAACAGCCAGGUAUCUUGACACUAAUGGGUUUGCUCAAAUUACAUGGCACACUCGGACAGAAUCUUCUCUCUCUCUCUGCUCAGCCGUCCUCGGCCAAUGCCCCUCGUCCUGACUGUAAAAUGCAGGACAAUGGAACACACGACGAGUAGGAACCAGAAUUAUCAGCUGUUCUCAUCUCUGAAUGCUACCAUGUGGAAAGGUUUUUGUUUUUUUCUCUCAAGACAAAAACAUUCAGCACACUCACAUUCACGAUGCGUAACACGCCAUCACCUUUAAGCAAUGUUUAAAUUUGUUGGUCAAGAUGUGUGUAGUCCAAAUAAAGAUUUAUCUUGGUGGAAA
Messenger RNA from Lampris incognitus (smalleye Pacific opah), 5205 nucleotides. RefSeq names its product interferon regulatory factor 2 binding protein 2b (gene irf2bp2b). Gene Ontology annotation, biological process: regulation of transcription by RNA polymerase II. Gene Ontology annotation, cellular component: nucleus. The record is from RefSeq and is a predicted model, not a curated record. The transcript is spliced from 2 exons. The coding region runs from base 639 to 2183 and encodes 514 amino acids. Lineage: Eukaryota; Metazoa; Chordata; Actinopteri; Lampriformes; Lampridae. Gene Ontology annotation, molecular function: transcription corepressor activity.